UGUCUUCCCUUUAGUCCAAAUGGCAGAGAUUGAACCAGGGGUUAAUCUGUUCUCAAAUGGUGUCCCUUGGCUCUAUGUGGUGUUUGCCAUACUCUUUGUAUUUUUCCUUUUUGUCAUGUUCUCACCUUUUUUGCUCGAGAUAGACCAGCACAUCAAGAAAUUCUUUCUCAGAUGCCAAUGUUCUCUGCGCAAUGCUUCCAGUAAGGAUAAAGACAAUAUUAAGAUGAAGAUGAACCAUCUGGGAGGGGCAAGAUGUCUUCUUCAGGCCCCCGGGAGAGAAGCUCCAAGAAGAGAAUCAGCUGGUAGGAGAGAAGACAGCUCAGUUCUGGUGGAAAUAGGAGGCGAGAGGACCCAGGAAGUCUGCCCAGUGACACCGGUUUGAGGUGACCACAUCUGUGAAGUGUCUCCACGUCCCCGUCACAGAAAGAUGCUUCUAGCAUCCUCAUUAUUUGUACUUAAGAAAAUGUGAUAAUAAAGAUUUUGAGCAUCUUAGAAAUUAUCA
This is a messenger RNA of Arvicanthis niloticus (Nile rat), 502 nucleotides long. The record is from RefSeq and is a predicted model, not a curated record. Lineage: Eukaryota; Metazoa; Chordata; Mammalia; Rodentia; Muridae.